CGAUUUGCAGCAGGCACAGGUCCGUUGGUGGCGUGCUACUCUUCUCUCUUCGUGGUCCCUGGCCCAGUGUCUAAUGGAGCUUUCUUACCAGACUCUCAAACUCACUCACCAGGCGCGGGAGGCGGGCAGCUCAGGAGAGUUCAUCUGGGACAGACCUGAGGUAGGCAGCAGGUGCUGGAGCAGCAGCUGAGAGCUCACAACUCAACAGCUCCCUGUGACACACCUUCUCCAGUGUGGCCACAUCUCCUCUUUUUCAAGCAGUUCUACCAGUUCGGGAUCAAGUAGUUAAACAUACGAGCCUAUGGGAGCUAUUCUUACUCAAACCACCACAAUAAGUACGAGAUGAGAACAGAAGCACGGCGAAAAAAUCUUCUCAUUCUGAUUUUGCAUUACUUAACACAAGAAGGCUACAUGGAUGCAGCUAAGGCUUUGGAGGAGGAGACCAAACUGGGAUUACGGCGCUUUGAAGUUUGUGACAACGUUGACCUGGAAACUAUUUUGAUGGAAUAUGAGAGCUAUUAUUUUGUAAAGUUCCAGAAGUACCCCAAAGUGGUUAAGAAGGCCCCGGACCCAGUGGAAAAUAAUUUACCGUCACGAAGUGGAGGGAAGAACAAAAGGCUGACGAAUGACAGUUGUCAAAAUCUCCCCAAGAUAUGUCACCAGAAGUCACGACCUAAAACUUCAGCAGUGAAGACAGGGGACACCAAAUCUGUCAAGGAACACCUUAAACAGGUCAAGGAGAGUGUCACUGACACUCAAGCAGAGAGCACUGACUUCGGCCUGAACAUAUCAAAAAUCCACAAAGACCAGCCAGAGGAAAAGGCCCAACCACGAAGAGGCCAAAUCAUUGACUUCCGAGGACUGCUCUCAGACGCUAUCAAAGGAGCCACAAGUGAAUUUGCAUUGAACACCUUUGAAUGUAACCCAGACCCUUCAGAGCGAUUGCUGAAACCUCUGAGUGCAUUUAUUGGCAUGAACAGUGAGAUGCGAGAACUGGCAGCGGUGGUGAGCCGGGACAUUUAUCUCCAUAAUCCCAACAUAAAGUGGAAUGACAUUAUUGGACUGGACGCAGCCAAGCAGCUAGUCAAAGAAGCCGUUGUGUACCCAAUAAGAUACCCGCAGCUCUUCACAGGAAUUCUUUCCCCGUGGAAAGGACUGCUGCUUUACGGCCCCCCAGGCACAGGGAAGACUUUGCUGGCCAAAGCGGUGGCCACCGAAUGCAAAACCACCUUCUUUAACAUUUCUGCAUCCACUAUUGUCAGCAAAUGGAGAGGAGAUUCCGAAAAACUGGUCCGGGUGCUGUUUGAACUUGCGCGAUAUCAUGCCCCCUCCACGAUCUUCCUGGAUGAGCUGGAGUCGGUGAUGAGUCAGAGAGGCAUGGUUCCUGGGGGGGAACAUGAAGGGAGCCUUCGGAUGAAGACGGAGUUACUGGUGCAGAUGGAUGGCUUAGCACGCUCGGAGGAUCUCGUGUUUGUCUUAGCAGCCUCAAACCUGCCAUGGGAGCUGGACUGUGCCAUGUUGCGGCGCCUGGAGAAGAGGAUUCUGGUUGAUCUCCCCAGCCAAGAGGCCAGACAAGCCAUGAUCUACCACUGGCUGCCGCCUGUGAGCAAGAACCAUGCCCUGGAGCUACACACACAGCUGGAGUACAGCGUGCUGAGCCAGGAAACAGAGGGCUACUCAGGCUCCGACAUUAAGCUGGUCUGCAGGGAGGCAGCCAUGCGGCCUGUGCGAAAGAUCUUCAGUGUGCUUGAAAACAACCAGUCAGAGAGCAACAAUUUACCUGGGAUCCAGCUGGACACUGUGACCACACAGGACUUUCUGGAUGUUUUGGCUCACACCAAGCCUUCAGCAAAGAAUCUGACCGAGAGAUACUUGGCCUGGCAAGAGAAGUUUGAGUCUGUAUAAAGCUGUGCCCAGCCUGACCUGGCCAGAGGCAGCCGAGAGCCUCCCCAGCGUGACUGGGAUGGAAGGGAGGAAGUUAUCCUUGAGAGCUGGACUCAUUUGGACAACUGUGUUCCUUUGGAAACAUGAGCUCUCGUGUCAUGGAUGUCAGCAGAGUGAAGAUUUCAGCAGUGAGUGUGUGCUGUUGGGUCAGGCAAUAGAGGUUUUUUUCACAAUUUGAUUAUAAAAUUUUGAAGAAGUUUCCUGUGUUUCUCCUCAUUUGUGAACUGAGAUCUUCAUUUUGAAGAAAAAUGUUUUCUUAGUCUCUAUUCUUAAUUUCUUUCUUGUAAGACAUCCUCAAGUUUGUCAGAUACCAUCAGUAUCCUCCCCUCCUCCCUCCCUUCCUUCCUUCCUUCCUUCCUUCCUUCCUUCCUUCCUUCCUUCCUUCCUUCCUUCCUUCCUUCCUUCCUUCCUUCCUUCCUUCCUUCCCUCUUUCCCUCCCUCCCUCCCGAGGCCCUGUAGACCAGGCUGGCCUUGACUUCAGAGAUCCACCUGCCUCUGCUGGGACUAAGAGUGCUGCCCUAACCCAGCUGGCCGUAUGCUUUUCUAACUGGCUGAAUGCCCCGUGUAACUCUCUGUUCUCCCCACUGCCUGCUCCAGGGAAAGCAGACCACCGUAGAACCAUAACCAUCCCUCCUUUCCGCCCCUCUCACCCUAGCUGACCACCACGAUCACUGCCUUGCCCUCACAGGUACUGUCCUCAAGGCCUUAACCGCUGCUUCCCCAGAGAAUUUCCAGAAGGAAAACCUCCAUCCCUCCUGGCUACUCGGGGUUCUGGAGUCCCGCUAGUUUGUCAGCUAAUUUUUCAGCCACUUGACUUUCAGCCCUGCCUUACAUUUCCCUCUACACAGUCGCUCAAAGAUUCCAGUUUUGGAGAGUGUUCUGAAGGAUAGAGUACGGAUGUAGUUUGUUUGGUUUUUGCCUUUGAUACCCAGUUUGGUUAUUUAGAAACCCACUUUGAGUCUUCCAGUGUUAACAUCGUCUCACCCGCAUCCUCUUACUUUCUGAUCUUGUGGGCUUAUGACCUCUCUAUUUCCUUCAUUUUAGUGGAGGUUUGAGAAAGAGAUCAACUCGUACACAAAUUUACUGUAGACUACCUACAGUUACUUGUUCUUUGUGUGAGUGAAUGUCACAUGUGUACAGAUGCCAUGGAGGCCAGAAGACUGUGUCAGCUCGUCUGGAUCACCUGUAGCUGGAGUUACAGGCAGUUGCAAGACGUUGUGUACUGAACUCAUGUCCUCUAAAAGAAUGCAAAUGUUCUUAACCAACUGAACCAUCUCUCCUGCCCUGAUUUACUAAUUAAAUGUAUUCUUUGACAGUU
This is a messenger RNA of Mus musculus (house mouse), 3262 nucleotides long. RefSeq names its product katanin p60 subunit A-like 2 (gene Katnal2). Lineage: Eukaryota; Metazoa; Chordata; Mammalia; Rodentia; Muridae. Gene Ontology annotation, cellular component: spindle; intermediate filament cytoskeleton; microtubule. The transcript is spliced from 17 exons. Gene Ontology annotation, biological process: microtubule severing. The record is from RefSeq and is marked validated. Bases 343 to 1905 code for a protein of 520 amino acids. Gene Ontology annotation, molecular function: microtubule binding; ATP hydrolysis activity; microtubule severing ATPase activity.